AUGAAGAAUGACAAGAAGAAGGUUAUUGUGAAAUGUUUGGGGGGCAAAGGGAAAUGCAAAUGGUAUGCUUAUUGUGCCUAUAGGUCUGGUGCCAAGUCAUGGAAGCUAAGAAAAGUGAUUGAUGAUCACAACUGUAGUAUAGAUUUCAAUGUGAAGUUGAGGACUUCUAAGUGGUUGAGUCAAAGGAUGGAAACAUAUGUCAGAGAGAACCCUAAUAUGAAGGUCAUGGACAUUAGGGACAAAGUAAGUAGGAAAUGGAAUGUAGGAAUCUCUAGAAAUAUGGCUUUUAGGGCAAGAGCCAUGACAAAAGAUAAUAUUGAGGGGUCAUUCAAGGAACAAUAUAGAAGAAUCUAUGAUUAUGGUCAUGAGCUUCUCAGAGAAAAUACAGGUUUAACAGUCAAAAUAAAGGAUGAAAAUAGUGAUGAUGAGUGUAUAUUCAAUAGAAUUUAUGUAUGCUUGAAAGCAUGCAAAGAUAGCUUCAUUAGUUGUAGACCCAUCAUUGGCUUGGAUGGAUGCUUUUUGAAAGGCAAGUAUGGAGGGGAGUUACUAACAGCAGUUGGAAGAGAUGGAAAUGAACAAAUUCUUCCUAUUGCAUAUGUUGUUGUUGAGGGUCUUUUGCCAGCUAUUCAAGAUCUUCUACCUAGGGUAGAACAAAGAUUUUGUGUUAGACAUUUGUAUUCAAACUUCAAAAAGAAAUAUCCUGGAAAAGACCUUAAAUGUCUGAUGUGGAGGGCAGCAACAGCCACAUACCCCCAACUAUGGGAGGCUGAAAUGAGGAAAAUUAAAGAGAUCAAUGUAGAGUUAUAUUUACUGACAUUUAAAUCUCCCGGGUUUUGGUCAAGAUCUAGAUUCACCCCUACAUCACAAUUUGACACUCUUGUCAACAUGUGUGAGGGCUUCAAUAGUGUGCUAGUUCGUAGUAGGUCUAAGCCAAUUAUCACCAUGUUAGAAGACAUUAGGGUUUACAUCAUGAAGAGAUGGGCUACGAACAGGACAAAGAUGGCAUUAUAUCAAGGUUUUGUCUGCCCUAAGAUGGUCAUCACAUCAAUUAUUUGA
Molecule: messenger RNA, 1056 nt
Organism: Vigna umbellata (rice bean)
Lineage: Eukaryota; Viridiplantae; Streptophyta; Magnoliopsida; Fabales; Fabaceae
Source: RefSeq, a predicted model, not a curated record